This is a messenger RNA of Paramecium tetraurelia, 1578 nucleotides long. RefSeq lists its product as uncharacterized. The record is from RefSeq and is a predicted model, not a curated record. The transcript has 4 exons. NCBI's taxonomy places the organism in Eukaryota, Ciliophora, Oligohymenophorea, Peniculida, Parameciidae.
AUGCAACCCUCUCUAUAUUCUAAAGAUGAUUACUUCAAUUAAUAUGUCAACAAACUCUUAAAGAAUACUUCCUAUAUUCAUAUGAAUACAUGCGAAGUCAAGAUCCCAACAAGGAGGAAUAGCAUGAUUGAUUCAUAUUAUUUAACUAAUGACACAAAUGGAAUUUAAAAAUUACAGAUAGAUAAGAAUAGAUCAUGCAGCAAUUUACAAAAUUAUUACUAAGAGUCCAGUACUUCAGUCAAAUAAUUGUAAAAUUCUCAGCUCUCUGUGAUUAAUAAGAAUUCUUAAUAAAUUAUGCUUAGAGUUGAAGAUAAAUUAAUGAACUUUAAGUUUGCUAAAGAGAAUGAUCAGAACAUUAGUACAUCCACAAUAGCCAAAAUGAAAUAUUUUGGUUAAGAUUACUAAUUCUUUGAUUUCUAUAGUUGUACUGAUCUCUUACUUCUUAAGUAUCUUAUUUAUUUACUUCUUGAAGAAAUCUAUUCAUUUAAUUAAAACUAAACCGAGUAAUAACCUAUACAUUCGUAAAAAAAGUCUAAUACUGUAGAUGAGCUCAAAAACAAUAAACAUAGAAAUUCUAUAGAAACCUUAGGUAAAUAAAUCAAUAAGAUGUAAAAAUUAAUUGGAGAAAAAUUAACCUUGCCUAAUUAUGAAAUGUUCGCAACACCUUAAUCCAACAUUAAGAAAAGUGAGUUUAUGAUUCAACCAUCCAGUAGCACUUAAAAACUAGAAUCUGAUUAUACUUAAACCUCAUAUAAUUCUUAAAAAAUGAUCUAAUUCUAAAUUGAUGAAUUGAAGAUAAAAAAUCAAACUAUCACAAAAUAAACCUCUAGGAUUAAUAGUCUAGAAUUAGAACUUAAAUUACUCAAUAAUUAAAUAUCUGAAUCUGAUCUGAAUUUGUAAAUCUUGCAAAAAACUUUAACAGUUAAAGAUCAAGAACUCAAGGAUCUUAUAAAGAAAAAUGAAAAAUUAAUAGAGGCAUCUAAUUAAGCAUUUAGAGAAAAAGAUGAAUUCUAAGAACACUAUAGGGCUGCAAAGGAUGAUUAUGAGUUACUAAGGACCAAGUUUAACGAUUUGUAGAUCAAGUUAAAUGAAUUAUAAAAGAGCAAUCAAAGUAUUUUAAAGGAAAGUUCCUAGUAGAAAAAAUAAUUAACUGACUCUGUUCAAUCAUCCUAAUAGUAAAUGAAAAAAGAAGAAUAAAAAUUAUAAAAAGAGUUGCUUGAUAAAAAUAAACUGAUAAGAUAAUUGUCUGAGGAUGGUAAGAUCUUAGGUUAAUACUUAAAAGAUAUCUCUUAUAAAAUAUAAUAGAUUCCUGCUAAUUAGAUUCCUUAAAAUCUGUAAACAAUUUAAAGAGAAUUAUGCUUGAAUGAAUGUUUAAUAAACACUAAAUUAAAUAAUAUGCAUCUUGCUUAGAUUGAUCUAGUGAAAUUUAACAAAUCUAACAAUCAAGAGAAAAAACCUAGAAAAUAUAUGAAUUGUCAUAAUUAAUUGAUAGAUUAAAUGAAAUCAUUUUAAGUUCAUUCAGAUCUUAUGGCAAUGAUGUUGAUCUAAAGUGAGAUAAUUGAGAAGUUUAUUACUUGA